AUGGCGAAUCUUGGAUCAGCACUCGGUUGGCCUUGGCAGACUUGUACCGAGUUGGUGAUUGCGAUGUGCUCUGAAGGACCACCGAAUGACUUCUUCUCGGAUGAUUGUAAAGCAUAUGGUGGUCCGGUGAAUAGUCAGUACAUGUUCUGCAAUGGUGAAUUCGGGUUAAUGGGAUGGUACGAUGGAUUCCUCCAUCCAGAUUCAGUAAAAAUUGAAUAUGGUUUCAAUUUUGCUGCUGCGAGCAAUAUUGUGUUCACGUACGUUACUGGCGCUCGACUACAGUUGCAUUAUCACUAA
Anisakis simplex (herring worm) is the source of this 297-nucleotide messenger RNA. The record is from the annotation of a GenBank genome assembly. Lineage: Eukaryota; Metazoa; Nematoda; Chromadorea; Rhabditida; Anisakidae.